Messenger RNA from Zea mays, 689 nucleotides. RefSeq names its product Histone H2A. Gene Ontology annotation, molecular function: structural constituent of chromatin; DNA binding; protein heterodimerization activity. The record is from RefSeq and is marked validated. Gene Ontology annotation, cellular component: nucleosome. NCBI's taxonomy places the organism in Eukaryota, Viridiplantae, Streptophyta, Magnoliopsida, Poales, Poaceae.
UAUCUCCCUGUUUAAUCAAUCCUUCAAGCGCAAGCUGCCUCCUCCUCGUCGUCCGGUCGUGAGAAGGGAUGGCGGGCCGUGGCAAGGCUAUCGGCGCUGGCGCCGCGAAGAAGGCAACGUCGAGGAGCUCCAAGGCCGGACUCCAGUUCCCCGUCGGCAGGAUUGCUAGGUUCCUCAAGGCGGGCAAGUACGCUGAGCGCGUCGGCGCCGGCGCCCCCGUGUACCUCGCCGCCGUCCUCGAGUACCUCGCGGCUGAGGUUCUCGAACUUGCCGGGAACGCCGCGAGGGACAACAAGAAGACCCGCAUUGUGCCGCGCCACAUCCAGCUUGCUGUGCGCAACGACGAGGAGCUGACCAAACUGUUGGGUGGUGCCACCAUCGCGAGCGGAGGUGUUAUGCCUAACAUCCAUCAGCAUCUGCUCCCCAAGAAGGCUGCCUCCUCCAAGGCCAGUGUCGACGACGACGACAACUGAGACUGCUUCCUGCAGAAAUGAUCCGACCACCGCCUUGUUUUGUAGGAAUAGGAUGAUGUUGUCUUCGAUCGGGGAGGAGUCGGGUAUGCUGGGAAGGAGAAUUAGAUUAGUAUCUGUUUUUUUGAAUGGGAUGUGAACGUGGCUGUGAAUCUCAGGAUUGUAUGCUCGUUGAGAAAGAAAUGGAAGGACUUCGUGAUGCACGAUGUUGAUGCCGCA